Messenger RNA from Miniopterus natalensis, 246 nucleotides. RefSeq names its product gametocyte specific factor 1 like (gene GTSF1L). The record is from RefSeq and is a predicted model, not a curated record. Lineage: Eukaryota; Metazoa; Chordata; Mammalia; Chiroptera; Miniopteridae.
AUGGAACCAGAAGCCUUAGAAAUAUGUCCUUAUGACCCAAACCACAGGCUACAAGCCAGCAAGUUACAAUACCACCUAGCCUCACAUAGAAAGAAAAAUCCAAAGAUAGCUAAAGAGAUGGCUAACUGCAAAUAUAAUGCUUGUCAUGCUGUCUUAAUCAAAAGGCUCAAGGAACAUGAAGCUAACUGUGUCAAUAAAAUUGCCAAUGUUGAAGGAAUCAUCCUGGGCGCCCAGGUGAAAGAAUAG